AUGGACAUCGACGUGCUUGGGUCCUACAACACAGUGAAGGCGACGUUGCCGUAUCUAGUCAAAAAUUCGUCUCGGCCAAGAUCGACAAUGCCUGGCGGCGCCUCGAGGCCCGUUGGCAAGAUCAUAUUCGUCUCCGCGACAAUGCAUUACAACGGGACACCUCUCCAGGCGCACGUUUGCGCGGCUAAGGCAGCUGUCGACUCUCUCGCUCACACCGUUUGUAUCGAGUACGGGCCCCUUGCCAUCACAAGCAAUGUUAUCAGUCCCGGCCCAGUUGCAGACACCGAGGCAACGAGCCGGCUAUUUACUGAUGGUCAACAAUCCUGCGUGAAGCAAAUACCAUCAGGUCGGCUCGGUUCAGUGAUAGAUAUUGCCGAUGCCACGAUCUAUCUCUUCAGCAAAGCUGGCGACUACGUCAACGGAGAAAUUCGAGUGGGUAGGUCUCUCGUAGCUGCGAUCUGCCUCGUCUCCAAGCUCUCAAAACGAAGGAACUUUUGCUAA
This is a messenger RNA of Parascedosporium putredinis, 501 nucleotides long. The record is from the annotation of a GenBank genome assembly. Lineage: Eukaryota; Fungi; Ascomycota; Sordariomycetes; Microascales; Microascaceae.